This is a messenger RNA of Harpegnathos saltator (Jerdon's jumping ant), 1413 nucleotides long. Its product is annotated as Cysteine string protein. Gene Ontology annotation, biological process: regulation of neuromuscular synaptic transmission. The record is from RefSeq and is a predicted model, not a curated record. The transcript is spliced from 6 exons. NCBI's taxonomy places the organism in Eukaryota, Metazoa, Arthropoda, Insecta, Hymenoptera, Formicidae. Bases 212 to 904 code for a protein of 230 amino acids. Gene Ontology annotation, cellular component: type Is terminal bouton.
UUGCGUUGAGUGAUUGAACUAAAAUAUUGAAUCGUCUUUCGUGUGCUGUUGGUGAUGCUCUGGCACACCUCUACUGAAACGAUGCGCGUAUUUUCGUACGAUAUAUUAGGAGAAAUGUUCGCGUAGUAUUGUUUUGUGGAGACGCGCGAAGGAGUUCAUAGUUUGGUAAAAUCGCUCGAGAAAUUGAUCAGUCAACAGUCCGUCGUUCAUCAUGGAUAGGAGAAAAAUGUCUACUGCAGGAGAUUCCCUCUAUCAGAUUUUGGAAAUUCCAAAAACUGCUACUUCAGAGGAGAUCAAGAAAACAUAUAGGAAAUUAGCACUGAAAUAUCAUCCUGACAAGAAUCCUAACAAUCCAGAGGCAGCUGAAAAAUUUAAGGAAAUAAACAGGGCACAUGCUAUACUCACAGAUCUAACAAAACGUAACAUAUAUGACAAUUAUGGAUCUCUUGGUUUGUAUGUCGCAGAACAGUUUGGAGAAGAAAAUGUUAAUGCUUACUUUGUUGUCACUUCUGGGUGGUGCAAGGCACUAUUCCUGUUUUGUGGGCUAAUUACUGCUUGUUACUGUUGUUGCUGUUGUUGUUGCUGUUGCAACUUCUGUUGCGGUAAAUGUAAACCAACUCCACCAGAGGAUAGUGGCGAAUACCAUAAUUUACAGGAAGAGGAGAGCGACGACGACGCCGUAACGGCUCAACCUCAGAGUGGCGCAUCGCAAAACGCGUCCAAUGUGCAGCAGCCUAUAUUCGCCAUGCCUGCGCCGGGAGCUUCGGCACCGACGUCUACAGCUAAUGAAAGCACGAAUCUAAACAGCGGUGGCGAUCGCGUGAUUUAUACCACUGCGGCUGCUACAAAUCCAUUCGUAGGAGCGAAUGCAGCUGCAAGCGACACCGGACCAACCAGAUGGUAGACUGAACACACGUGGAAAAGUCAUCGCGAACACUGAUUCAUAUUUAUAGCGCCGGGUCUCUAUGACAGCUCAUUGACACGGUAGAUCAUAACUACGUUCAUUGUCUCUCAAUAGGAUAGACUGUGAUCAAUUUGAUGUAAUGGAUCCUUUCCUACUUUUUUUCUUUUCUACGAAAGGGUUUCACCAGAUCCUUGUUAUCCUGCGAAUAAUUAAAUAAUUAUGCACUCAUUUUUUAUUAUUUUUUUUAUUUUGGGACAGAUUCGAUGUUGAUACACUUAACUUUUACACGGUUUGGAUAUUUCUUCGACAUAUAUCGAGACGUCCAUCUAGGGAAGUCACAUACAUGAAGAGAAUUUUAUAAUUAAUAGAAAGUUAUUGUUGAAUUCUGUAAUCGAGAACCGUAUUGACAUUCCGACUUAUUGUUUUUCUAUUUCACAUAUAUGCUUUUUAUAUUAGGGGUAUCUAUAAAAGUAAUCAAGUAUUUGCAGAACUCUUAUAAUCUUAUCAGU